AUGGAUUAUCAGGUUUUUGGUGAUGAUUUGAAUGAUCAAGAUGAUAUUAAUGAUUCAAGUGACGAAGAGAAUUUAUAUGAUACCAGUAGGUUCGAUCCAAAUGAACCAUUUAGUUUUAUUGUCGAAAAUCAAAUACAAACCGAGUUUUUAGAUUCAGACAAUGAAAAUGAUUCAAAUUUUAAUAAAAAAAUUGACAACAUAUUAUUCAAUUUAUAUGAAGAAACGUUUAAAAUAGGAGAAAAUGAAGAUUAUUUUAGAUUGGAUGUUGGAGAACCAAAUUUAUCAUCAGAAGUUUUAGUUGAUAGGGAAAUGAAUAUAUAUUAUGUUUCAAUAGCAAAAGGAAAUAUUCAUGAUAGUACAUUUGCUUUUUUAUCUCAAAUAGAUCAAUUUGCAAUUGAAAAUGAUUUAAAUAUUCUAGCUGAUUCUGCAUAUCCUGGAUCAAUUUACAUAACUCCAUCCUGUUAUUAUAAAUUUUUAGAAGAGAAAACAAUAAAUGAUAAAACCCAAGAACAAAAAAAAAAAAUACAAUCUUCAUUUCAACAGAAACAGGCAGCUUUAAGAACACCUGUUGAAAGAGGUAAUAGCUCAGUUAAAAGAUUUGGAAUUGCCAAUACCAAAUGUAAAUUAUUUCCCGAAUUACAUGCAAUGUGUAUAAUGAUCUGUUUUCAAUUGUGUCAAUUGGAAAAAAAUUUUGAAAAUUCAAAAAAUAAUAAUAAUAUACAAAAAUAA
This is a messenger RNA of Dictyostelium purpureum, 729 nucleotides long. RefSeq lists its product as uncharacterized. Bases 1 to 729 code for a protein of 242 amino acids. NCBI's taxonomy places the organism in Eukaryota, Evosea, Eumycetozoa, Dictyosteliales, Dictyosteliaceae. The transcript has 3 exons. The record is from RefSeq and is a predicted model, not a curated record.